This is a messenger RNA of Pterocles gutturalis (yellow-throated sandgrouse), 1797 nucleotides long. RefSeq names its product centromere protein T (gene CENPT). Gene Ontology annotation, molecular function: protein heterodimerization activity; DNA binding. Gene Ontology annotation, cellular component: kinetochore. Bases 1 to 1797 code for a protein of 598 amino acids. Gene Ontology annotation, biological process: mitotic cell cycle; chromosome segregation; kinetochore assembly. The transcript has 12 exons. The record is from RefSeq and is a predicted model, not a curated record. Lineage: Eukaryota; Metazoa; Chordata; Aves; Pterocliformes; Pteroclidae.
AUGCUCAAGAGAAUCAUCCGGACCCAACCACAAGUUUCACCUCUGGCACCUUGGAUAUCUAAACAUGAAGAAACAGAAGCAGCUCCAUCAGAACUCCCAUCUAAGAGGAUUUCCAGCACGGUGGAAAUGCAGCUGCCCGACCUUGCUCCUGAGGGCACACCUGUCACCGCGUUCCGUAUGACUAAGAAGAGAAAGAAACUCAGGAUUUCUGAAUUUGAGAGAGCAGCAGACAAACGACUUCCCCAGCACCAAGCUCAGUCAAUGUUGGACAGCACUUUGGCUCGAUCUCUUCGCAUGUCUCUUGGUUCCUUGAUCCCACCAGACACAGUUGAAAAGAGAGGCUUGCUCCGGAGGCCAAAAAAUCGCAAAGCAAUUGACGUGGAAGCUUUUGAAGGCAGAGUGGAACAGAAUGUACUGAAGAGAAAAGCACAGAACGAUCUUGUGGACUCACAACCAGCAUCUGGGAUUCAAGCAGCCACGCUGACAAGUGAUGCGGAAAUCAUGCUGAGUAACACCGAGCUCUUUGUUCAGCCUCAGUUUGAUGAACAGAGCCAAAAUAAGCUUUCUGCUCUUGGAACUCCAGCACGGAGAAGCAAGAUUUCUCAUGCAGCUCAAGAGGAAGUAAGGCUGGCGGGCCUGGUAUCCAGUGUGGGCACAAAUGAGGGAAAGACCCAAAGAUAUUCUGAGGACUUAAUCCUUGAUCAUGAGCAUGUUGACAGAAUGACUCAUGUGUCUCCAAGAACACCUGCAAACGAGCGAGAAGAUCAGCAGGAUCAUUCCCAGCAGAGCGACCCAAUGGAACAGCUUUCUGUCUCAGAAGAGGUGGUGGCUGGCACUGUUAAUAGGUCCUCUUUGCCCUCCGGAGAGUCAGGUAAACGUUUGGGAUCCUCGGUCACUCUAAAGCCCAAGAGCUCUUUCAGCAUGUCUUUGAGAGAAGUUGUGUCCCAUAUAAUUGAAGACCUAGAUGUAAGCGAUGCAGAAGAAGUGGAACAGGAGGAGAUUUUCAGAGAGGCUGCAGAGCAUCGUGGAAAUGCUGGAUAUUCUGAACAUUUGGAGAGGAAAGCAACCAAAACAGCAAAAUCUCAGAUAACCGCUGCACAGGCUGCCAGAGUCAGGACAGAAAUGGCCCCUUCAGAAGCAGAGGGAACAGCAGACGGCAGUGUUGAACAUCGAGGCUCUCCCGGCCCUGAACGUAAGCUUGCCAAAGGUGUUGGAGCUGGAAGCCUGGGUAGGCAUUCUUCUGCUUUUUCCUCCUCUGAAAAAUCUGGGAUGAAGCCAUUAAAAGCUGCUGUUGAACAAGCGGAUGAACUACAGGACCAGGCUAUCAUGUUAAACUUGGAUAGUUUGGAACAAGAGCCUACUGAGGAUGAAACUGAAGACCCUGAGAGUGCAGAGGUUUCCAUGAAGACACCUACGUUUGUCCGUGCUGCAGCCUACAAGUCGCUGCUGUCGACUCCGUGUCCUGCAAAACCUGCUGCUCCCAAGUUGUCAACUCCACAUCCUGCAAAACCUGCUACUCCCAGGUCUCCCCUGCAGCCACUGCGGGCUAAGCCGCUUCCAAAAAAUUUGGGAGCGUCACGGAGGAAAACACUUGAGCCUCAAGUAGCAAGUAGUUUGAUAAAGAAGAUAUUUAGCCAUUAUGUGAAAAUGCCAGUGGCCAGAGAUGCAUUCAAAAUUGUUGAAAAAUGCACCCAUAGAUACUUCAAGCAGCUAAGCGACGAUCUGGAGGCUUACAGCAAGCACGCAGGGAGGAAGACAGUGGAGAAGGCUGACCUGGAAGUCCUCAUGAGGAGGUAA